AUGACUUCUCGAUCACCGCUUCUACAAUCAUCGUCGCUACGGGCAACCUCAAAAGGAGGUGGAUAUUAUCAUGGAUCAUCAACGCUAACUAACCCGACGUUUUCAUCAAGUGCCAGAUACAAUCAGACCAUUGCGGAAAAGAAUGACGCAAUGAAACGAAAUUCCAGCUCUGCUUUACCGGGCAAGAAGAAGAAGGUCAAAAAACCAACUAGACAACCAUCGCCGUUGCUACGGAACAUUCUAAACACGGGAACAGUACAUAACCAUCGAAAUACAUACGGAACAUCCACUGCUAACAUACCAAAUCGAGCUCAAUCUGCUCCGAGCCAAUCUUUAUCCCAGUCCACCUCAAGACUUUCCACUCAACAACAAUAUGUAGAACAAUUGAAAAAAUUUGAAUCACUAUUCAACAAGUAUCAACUCUUGUACAAUCAACAAAAAAGUAAGACCAACAGUAUGGAAAAAAAGAUUGCCUCACUUCAAGAGAAAAUGAUGGAAAUGGAUUUACAAAUGACCGCUCAAUCAAAGAAGUGUGGCUCGCUCAAAAAUCGGAUGGACACCUUGGAAGGAAGCGUGAGCAAUCAAAAGAAGACGUUAGAAGAGCUUUUCACGCUACAUGAAACAAAGCUCAAGAUUUUUGAGGAUCGCCUUUCUGAAUUAAAAGAAAUACAAGCAAGAUAUCGCAAAAAAACAGCUUACUUGCAAAAAAAGUUCAAGGAGUUUUCAGAAAUGUCAAAACGAAAAGUUCACGAAGACAACGAUGAACCCGGAGAAAUACCCACAAAUAAGAAUGAUUCAAGGACUCAUAUCGAUAAGCAGCUUGUUUCGUCUUUGACUUCUGACUCGGAUGAAGACGAUCGGCCUGAGCUGGUAGUCCUUCCAAAGAGAGUAUCUCUCAAUUCACCUUUAUGUACCAGUAACUCAAAGAAAGAGUCUGUUGAAUUCCUUUCAACAGAAUCCGAGAAUGAAAUUGUUGCUUGCAAUGAAACCCUCAAAGCCACAGAAUCCAAAAGAUCGAGCUCCAAAUCGAAACGUCACGAAGAUAAUGCAUCUGACUCUGAACCAGAAUAUCCUAGGUCUCGAAAAAGUUCAAGUAAAGAGAAGACAGAACCACUCGUGAAAGAGAAUCCUCCUCCUGUAACUAGGAGUAGAGAAGAGGAGCUUAAACAAAGAUAUCAUGAUCUUAAAAAGGCCUAUAGAAGAGUAUAUGGAGCUAGGGAAGAAGAUUGA
Molecule: messenger RNA, 1230 nt
Organism: Naegleria fowleri
Lineage: Eukaryota; Heterolobosea; Eutetramitea; Acrasida; Naegleriidae
Exons: 1
Coding region: 1-1230 (409 amino acids)
Source: RefSeq, a predicted model, not a curated record